Messenger RNA from Homarus americanus (American lobster), 753 nucleotides. It is a transcript of the gene Acat1, whose product is annotated as acetyl-CoA acetyltransferase, mitochondrial-like. Lineage: Eukaryota; Metazoa; Arthropoda; Malacostraca; Decapoda; Nephropidae. Gene Ontology annotation, molecular function: acetyl-CoA C-acetyltransferase activity. Gene Ontology annotation, biological process: fatty acid beta-oxidation. The record is from RefSeq and is a predicted model, not a curated record.
GUGUACAUGGGAAAUGUGGCAUCAGCUGGAACACGCCAGGCACCUACACGUCAAGCAGCACUUUUUGCAGGUCUUGAUAAAUCGACCCCAUGUACCACAGUCAACAAGGUGUGUGCAUCAGGAUUGAAGUCAAUAAUGAUUGCAUCUCAAUCUUUGAUGUGUGGAUCCCAAGAAGUGAUGGUUGCUGGAGGAAUGGAAAGCAUGUCCAAUGUUCCUUAUUAUAUGCCCCGAGGUGACACUGCUUAUGGAGGUAUUAAUCUUCUAGAUGGAAUUUUGUAUGAUGGGCUGACAGAUGUCUACAAUAAUUUUCACAUGGGUAACUGCGGAGAGAAUACAGCAAAGAAACUCAAUAUUACACGUGAAGAACAAGAUGAAUAUGGUAUACAGAGUUACAAAAGGUCUUCAGAGGCCUGGGCAAGUGGGGCUAUCCAUAAUGAAGUGGUAGAAGUGACAGUGCCUGGUAAGCGUGGCAAACCCAACACCGUGGUGAAGGAAGAUGAAGAAUAUAAGAAAGUUAAUUUUGAGAAAUUUAAGAAACUUCCCACAGUUUUCCAGCGUGAGGGAGGCACAGUAACUGCUGGGAAUGCUUCUACUCUGAAUGACGGAGCAGCUGCUUGUGUUUUGAUGACAGCCCAGGCUGCUGACCGUCAUGGUGUGAAGCCUCUUGCUCGUGUUGUAGGAUUUUGUGAUGCUGCCACUGACCCCAUUGAUUUCCCAAUUGCUCCAGUCUUUGCAACAAAAAAGGUACUAUAG